CACGACCAGACAUUGUAGAUUCAACGAGAAUGGUCCGAAUGGUUGCUGUAUCUUGGACCCGCUUUGAUUGCCGUUCUUCUUCUAUCGAUGUUUUACCUUCUUCUUUCCGAAAUUGUGGAUUUGAAGAUGAUGAUGGUGGAGAAAUUUAGUUGUAUAGAACGAGGUGGUGCUCUGAGUUUAUGGAGUAUCACAGGGAGAGCUCGGAGGUGGUUGGUCGAUCCAGAGGGGUGAAUUUCCUGAGAUCACCGCAAAUUGUCACCGUGAUGUAAUUUGAUGGAUGCAGAGGCUCGGGAGUUGCUGCGUGGGCGCAGUCGCAGUCGUAUGGAGGCAACAUGAUGGGUCUGGUGGCAGGCUGCUUGGUGGCCGGAGUGGUGACACUUCUCCUCACAAUCCUCCUUAUCACUCUGGUUCUGCUUCGCAUCCGUGAGCAGAAGCAGGCAUGCUCCGAUCGUGCUUCGUACAACAAUGUGGUCCUGUCCCGAAGCACCAGAUCCUACCAUUCCAGCUCUGAAACGGUCAGGUCCAGCGGAUUCCUGAAUUUGAGCUCCUUCUUCAAAAGCUGCGCAGCAAUCGGCGGACAUCGACCUUCCAGUGUCAACAACAACGUCAAACGCAGUAUCACGCUUCCCAGAGAAGCGAUGAGUGUUUUUGAUCUAGAAAAACCCAUAGUAUUCCACUAUGGAGAAAUUUUUGCCGCCACUCACAAGUUUCUAGAAACAAAUAGGCUUGGACAAGGUGAAUUUGGCACUGUCUAUCGUGGAACUCUUCGACAUCAGGAAGUGGCUAUCAAGCAAAUGAAGGCAUCAAAGUCGACGGAGUUUAUGUCGGAAUUGAAGGUUCUCUGCAAAGUUCAUCACACCAACUUGGUUGAGCUCAUCGGGUACGCUGCUGGUGAAGAAAAUCUAUUCUUGGUUUAUGAAUUUGCAGACAAUGGAUCUCUUAGUGAUCAUCUGCACGAUCCAGUUUCGAAAGGGAACGUUCCUCUUCCAUGGACAACGAGGGUUCAGAUUGCUUUGGAUGCAGCACGAGGUUUAGAAUAUAUUCACGAACAUACGAAGACUCAUUAUGUUCACCGGGAUGUGAAGACCAGAAAUAUACUUUUAGAUAGUUUUUACCGGGCAAAGCUUGCAGAUUUUGGACUACAAAAGCUGAUAGAGCAUCGGGAUGAGUUCACAGAUACGAUUACAACAGCGCCCAUUUGUGGAACUUACGGCUACUUGGCUCCAGAGUAUAUACGAGAUGGAGUUGCCACAUCAAAGAGUGAUGUUUAUGCCUUUGGAGUGGUACUAUUCGAGCUCAUAACGGGUCGUGAGGCUUUCCAAACAACGAAACCUGGAUCCGGCAGCCACUCUCCUCAACAUCGGCAAUCUCUGAUAUCUUUGAUGCUGGAGGUACUGGAUCCAGAGGCUGACGAUCUGACAAAGACCAAGAAAUUCCGGUCCUGCGUGGACCCGAAUCUUGAUGGCACUUACUCAUUCCAGGCUUCAUACAAGCUGGCACAACUAGGGAAGGCGUGCGUGGAUGACGACGCUGGUUGCAGACCUGACAUGAAACAGAUUGUUUUCAGUCUAUCUCAAAAUCUGCUCACAACGAUCGAGUGGGAAGCAUCUCUAGCAGGGAGUAGUCAGAUAUUUAGUGGUCUAGUGGAAGGAAGAUAAUUCCGAAAUUUAGUGGUUUCUCAUUCAGUCCGAUUCACUGAUCAAGCAAGCGCAGGCAUUUGCAUGGCGUCAAAUCUUUAGCUCGUUAUGAACGGCAGCCGUUCACGGAUCGUUCACUUUCAGGGAUCGUGCUCGCUGUCGUAGUGACAAUCGUUUGACAUUGUCAAGCCAGGUUUCUAACCCUGAGCCUAAGAUUCCGAGACAGGCAGUGAGCGCAGUGAUCUGAUCUGAAAGGACGGUGCAGACGUAUAUAAUGUGCUUGAAUUAUUUGACCAGCUCGUAACGGAAUAAAAUUUUGUAUAAAUUUGCUGCAGCAAUUUCUCUCUCCCAGUCGAUUCGUGAGAAUUUCCAAAGUUCAGCUU
Marchantia polymorpha subsp. ruderalis is the source of this 2020-nucleotide messenger RNA. The record is from the annotation of a GenBank genome assembly. Lineage: Eukaryota; Viridiplantae; Streptophyta; Marchantiopsida; Marchantiales; Marchantiaceae.